Messenger RNA from Aspergillus calidoustus, 222 nucleotides. Lineage: Eukaryota; Fungi; Ascomycota; Eurotiomycetes; Eurotiales; Aspergillaceae. The record is from the annotation of a GenBank genome assembly.
AUGACGGAUACCAUCGAGUCUCUCGAGCAGGUGGUCUCCACAUUAUUAUCAAACACAAUAUCACAACAGGACAGCCGCAAGUCCAAGUUUCUGGCCAAAUGCGACCACCUCAUCCCGUUUGUGCAGCCGCUCACCAAAAUCCUCAGCAUCCUCGCACCAUGCAACCCCGAGGUAUUCCCACUUCUCAGGAACAGUAUACCGGUUAUUAUUGAGGUAUGUUGA